Molecule: messenger RNA, 840 nt
Organism: Hevea brasiliensis (rubber tree)
Lineage: Eukaryota; Viridiplantae; Streptophyta; Magnoliopsida; Malpighiales; Euphorbiaceae
Exons: 3
Coding region: 1-840 (279 amino acids)
Source: RefSeq, a predicted model, not a curated record
AUGGGUGGUGGCAACCAGAGUCACCACAGUGGAAAAAUUAGAGGGAACAAGAAAGCAAGCCUCAGACAGAGAGCCAAAGGGUUCAAGUCGAGUUAUGGUUCUAGUAGUGAACAGAGUUCGGGUUACAGCAGUUUUGGAUCUAGUUUAGGGUCUUCUUUAGCGCCUUGUACACAGUAUGGGAAAAUGAGGUCUCAAGAUUCUAUUGCUAAUAUACCCCACCAGUUACACCUUAGUACUUUCAGCAUGGCAGGUAGCCAGUUUAGUGGCCAGCAGGGCUGUGGUCAGGGAGGACAUAGCUUUGGAGGUAUUCUCCUUGUUUAUUCCCCUGAGGCUCGUAUUUUAAUAGAUCCGGGUGCUAUGCACUCAUUUGUUUCCCCUAUAUUUGCUCUGAGAUUGGGUAGAAACCCUACUGCUUUAGAGUAUUCAUUGUCUGUAGCUAUCCCUCUUAGUGAUAAUAUAGAUAUGAAUAUAGUUUUUCCAAGCAGUCUAGUAGUAGUGGAUGAAAAGAUCCACCCGGCAGAUUUAAUUCCUUUACCGGUGAUGAAUUUUGAUGUGAUCUUAGGUAUGGAUUGGCUGUCAACUUAUUAUGCCACUUUAGAUUACAGAAAUAAAAAGGUCUAUUUUCAUAUUCUGGGGGUAGAAGAAUUUAGUUUUAAUGGUGAUAGAAGUGUGGCUUCGUACAACCUAGUGUCAGCCAUUAGUGCCAGGAAGAUGUUGAGGCAUGGAUGUCAGAGUUAUUUGGUACUAGUAAGGGACACAUCUGUUGAAGGUGCCAAUGCGAAAAAUGUACCUAUUUUCAAGGAAUUUAUGAAUAUAUUUCCUGAAGAGCUUAUAGGGUAG